AUGGAGAGUCGAGAUAGAGGAAACAGACAUGGACGAUCAAACAACCGCAGCAGAUUUAGGCCCAAGCGGUCUAAAUCCAGAAAUCCCAGAGGGAUAGUGACUGCAGUUGCAGUUGCUGGGGGCUUUACUAAGAAGAGUGGGGACAAAAGCACCACUUGCAAAUAUUUGAGAAGAAGAUGUGCUUCGGAUUGCAUUUUCUCUCCUUAUUUUCCUUCCAAUAAUCCUCAAAGAUUUGCUUGUGUUCACAGAAUCUAUGGUGCUAGCAAUGUUGCAAAAAUGUUGCAGCUAGUCCCAGUGAACCAAAGAGGGCAAGUAGCAGAAACAUUAUAUUUCGAGGCACAGUGUAGGAUACAAGACCCAGUGUAUGGAUGUGUGAGAACCAUAUCUCUACUGCACGAGCAUAUAAAAAAUGCAGAAAGAGAGCUGGCCAAGACCCAGGCUGAGAUUGCCUUCGUAAAUGCUCAUCUUCAUCAUCAAGCUCUUCAACAUGGUGGUAUCGAUCAUCACACCGGCUUCAAAGAUUUCUUGCCGGAGCAAGACAUUUUUAAGGGCCUCCCGCCACACCCCGCCAGCGAUCCUCAUGCGCAACCCCCUUAUAAUCAGUUUAUGUAG
This is a messenger RNA of Malania oleifera, 612 nucleotides long. Its product is annotated as LOB domain-containing protein 24-like. The transcript is spliced from 4 exons. The record is from RefSeq and is a predicted model, not a curated record. Lineage: Eukaryota; Viridiplantae; Streptophyta; Magnoliopsida; Santalales; Ximeniaceae. The coding region runs from base 1 to 612 and encodes 203 amino acids.